AUGUCGUUUAUGUUGACUCAUUUGCAUUCUGGUUGGGCUGUGGACCAGGCUAUUGUAACCGAGGAAGAACGACUAGUAUGCAUAAGAUUCGGACAUGAUCAUAACCCAGAGUGUAUGAAGAUGGAUGAAUUGCUCUAUAAAAUUGCUGAUGAUGUGAAGAAUUUCUGCGUUAUUUAUGUGGUUGACAUAACAGAGGUCCCAGAUUUUAAUGGGAUGUAUGAGCUCUACGAUCCAGUUUCGGUAAUGUUCUUUUAUAGAAAUAAGCAUAUGAUGGUUGAUCUCGGAACUGGAAACAAUAACAAGAUUAACUGGGCCAUGAAUAACAAGCAAGAACUCAUUGAUAUCAUCGAGACAAUCUACAGAGGCGCCAGAAAAGGUAAUACCCGAAAUACAGUUACUGAAAGGGAUACGAGGUGGACUGAAAUAUGCACUGGCUAA
Molecule: messenger RNA, 438 nt
Organism: Theileria equi strain WA
Lineage: Eukaryota; Apicomplexa; Aconoidasida; Piroplasmida; Theileriidae
Product: mitosis protein dim1, putative
Exons: 5
Coding region: 1-438 (145 amino acids)
Biological process (GO): mRNA splicing, via spliceosome
Cellular component (GO): U5 snRNP; U4/U6 x U5 tri-snRNP complex; spliceosomal complex
Source: RefSeq, a predicted model, not a curated record